UUCCCGGAUCAGACUCGAGCACAGCAGUGGUAUGGCAGCCGGGAGACGGACAGCCAUUUUGUAAUCCGCAGCCAGUCUGUUCAAUUUGCUAUUUAAACGGCUUUAGUCCAUAUUUUCAUGAUGGGUCAGUGUGGGAUUACGUCGUCUAAAACGGUUUUGGUGUUCCUGAACCUGAUAUUCUGGGCCGCUGCUGGCAUUCUGUGCUAUGUUGGAGCCUACGUGUUCAUCACGUAUGAUGACUAUGACCAUUUCUUUGAGGAUGUGUACACCCUGAUCCCAGCCGUUGUCAUUAUCGCAGUCGGAGCGCUGCUGUUCAUUAUUGGACUCAUUGGAUGCUGCGCCACUAUUCGAGAGAGCCGCUGCGGUCUUGCCACGUUUGUCAUCAUUCUUAUGCUGGUUUUUGUGACUGAGGUGGUUGUGGUGGUUCUUGGCUAUAUUUACAGAGCAAAGCUCUUCACACUUUGUGAGCCCUUUCAGUUGUGUGCAAAGGUGAACAAGGCAAUGUAA
Molecule: messenger RNA, 507 nt
Organism: Sinocyclocheilus grahami
Lineage: Eukaryota; Metazoa; Chordata; Actinopteri; Cypriniformes; Cyprinidae
Product: tetraspanin-3-like
Exons: 4
Coding region: 118-507 (129 amino acids)
Cellular component (GO): plasma membrane
Source: RefSeq, a predicted model, not a curated record